Raphanus sativus (radish) is the source of this 958-nucleotide messenger RNA. RefSeq names its product transcription factor bHLH100. NCBI's taxonomy places the organism in Eukaryota, Viridiplantae, Streptophyta, Magnoliopsida, Brassicales, Brassicaceae. Gene Ontology annotation, biological process: regulation of transcription by RNA polymerase II. Gene Ontology annotation, cellular component: RNA polymerase II transcription regulator complex. The coding region runs from base 94 to 813 and encodes 239 amino acids. Gene Ontology annotation, molecular function: DNA-binding transcription factor activity, RNA polymerase II-specific; RNA polymerase II transcription regulatory region sequence-specific DNA binding; protein dimerization activity. The transcript is spliced from 2 exons. The record is from RefSeq and is a predicted model, not a curated record.
AUAUAAGUUGAGUGAGACAUAAAUAAACCAACUAACUCACUUGCCUGAUUAAUCCCAACCGAAACACUGUCUUUAACUGUGUCUAAACUUAACAUGUGUGCACUUGUCCCUCCAUUGUUUCCCAAUUUCGGCUGGCCUUGCGGAGACCAAGGCUUCUAUGUAAACGACGACAUAGCCAACACGUUUCUUGAUUUUCCGUUGCCGGACUUGGACGUGGAUCAUCAGAAUGCGUCAUCGGAGAGACAUAGAACUUUAGGGUUAGUGAAUAAUCCUGUCCUGAUGAAGAAGCUUAAUCACAACGCGAGCGAGCGUGGUCGUCGCAAGAAGAUCAACUCAAUGUUCUCAGCUCUCCGUUCUUGUCUCCCAUCUACCGAUAAAUCGAAGAAGUUAAGUGUUUCAGCAACAGUUUCACAGGCCUUAGAGUACAUACCAGAGCUGCAAGAGCAAGUCAACAUGCUCAUAAAGAAGAAAGACGAGCUCUCGUUUCAAAUCUCGGGUCAAAAAGAUCUCCUUAACACUAACCAAAACGGUAACCCAGAGAAAGGGGACACUCGUUAUGCAUCAACGGUGUCUGCGACUAGGAUCGGUGAGACGGGAUUAAUGGUCCAGAUUUCAUCGUUACAGACUGUGAAGUGUUCGUUUGGUAACUUAUUGAGUGGAAUAGAAGAAGAUGGGUUGGUUCUUGUGGAUGCUUCAUCUUCAAGGUCUCAAGGAGAGAGACUCUUUUACACUAUGCAUUUUCAGAUGGAUAAUUGCAAUCUGAAUUUCGAGGAGUUAAGUAGUAGGUUGUUGUACUUGUACGAGAAAUGUUGAAACUAAUUUACAUGAUUCAAAAAAUUAUUGUAUGUGAUUUGGUCUUGUUUUCUGUAUCUAUCUUUAAAACUCUCGAGGUUAGAAAUAGUAUCAACCUUGCAAGAAGGUUUUCUAUUUUAAUAAAGUGGUAAUAUUUGAGUCCUAA